Molecule: messenger RNA, 1542 nt
Organism: Porites evermanni
Lineage: Eukaryota; Metazoa; Cnidaria; Anthozoa; Scleractinia; Poritidae
Source: the annotation of a GenBank genome assembly
AUGGCAAAUUCUUCUUCGACAGAUGAACGAGUGGACUUCACGUUUUAUGUUCCUAAGGCUAAACGUCUAAUUCCCUUACGCUUAUCGAGUAACUCCCUGGAAGACUUCAAAAGAGCACUAAACGAGGCAAACUGCGUCGACGAUUUUCGAGAAGAGGUAGAAAGAACUUUCAGCCAAAGCUAUUGCGUAGUGCUGAUUACCGAACAACAACUGAGGCGAGACAGCUCGAUAGAAACAUGUGUUUACCAGCAGAGUUGCAAUGAUGGCCUUACAACCACAGGCGUCGGUACCGAAUCCUCUAUUAAUAACGAUUUGCCACAGGUGAUUGUUCAUGAACCUCAAGAGGGUGAUCAUGACCCACUUGUAGUGCCAAGAUUAAGCCUAAAAGAUUUUGUUCUCUAUACUUACAUGUGGUCGACAUUUCAGUGGAUAGAGCCUAGAGAAAGCGGAAGUUAUGCUAGUGGAUUGUCGUUUCUGUUCUUCAAGACUAUGAGAGUCACCGUCGCCUUAAGUUUAUGGGCUGUAAUGGCGUUUGAGAUAUUCAACCUUAUUAACGGUUUACCAUCCCUUUUGUCAAAUGAAGGUAAAUUUACAGCGGCAGUGGCCGUUAUGCAUCGCUUAUUAUGGACCUUACGUUACGUCAUAUUACAUCAUCUGGGAGUAUACUUUUUUCAAGUUCAUCGAGGACAUAUAAAUGACGUCUUAAAUAACAGUGCCCGUAUUUCCCUCAUUCAAUGGAGGAAAUCGCACCGGCUCAUUCGGGAUCUCAUGGCAGCUACGGCGUUUUUUCUCGUUAUCCUGCCAUUGCUUCAGAAGUUGAUUCCAAUCUUUAUAGAACACGCUAAAAGGGUUCCGAGAAAUUGGGAUGUUACCGUGGAAACGGUGGAAUUCUUUGUUCUUGUUUACAGUCGAUUUAUGGCCAUGCCGAUAUUUUUCUUUCUAAUUCUCGUUGUUCAAAUUCACAUCCUGGAACUGAAGGACUUCCAAGAACAGAUACAGCAAAGUGACAUAACUCUAACGGAACUUCUCAGAAAUUACAAUGCGAUGACCACAAGGAUUCAAAAUUCUUCGCGAGCUUUUCAGCCGUAUUUGAUGGGGCUUUUGUUCCUGUUGGUGCUUUGGGGGACAAUAAGUGUUUACUCCAGUGUGGAAAUGUUCCAGCAUAUCCCACCAACAAACAACAUAUUCUAUGGUGUUAUCCUCUCAGAGUGUCUGGGGACAUUCCUUGUUUUUCUAUGUGAAACUGUGUUUCUAUUCUCCCUCCCGUUGUAUAAAUCAGGUCAAAUAAGCUCACAGCUCAGCCGUUUGAUAUUCACCGUAACCACUCUCGACAGCGAGGAUCAGCGCCGAAUGGGAUUUGCGUUAAAUACAGAACAAAAAAUAGGUCUGUUUGCUGGUCUGUUAGAAAGGCACCAGAGAUAUGGAAACGUUGGGUUCAAAGUUGCUGGUCUUCAUAUAACACAACUAAAAUCUGUCUGGCUGACUCUUCUUGGUCCCGUUAUUGUCUUCGUAGGAAAUUUUUUGCUUAAGGAACACUUUUAG